AUGCUUGGUCAACAGAUCACAAACUUUGUUUGUAUCAAUGAUCAAAAACAAAUCAAGUCCCAACUUAAAUUGAUGACAUCAGGUCAAGGUUCAUUAGUUUGGCAAGACCAUAUUGAGUUGAUCAAUGAUCUUGGUAAAUCCGUUCCAUUCUCAGUUACAAUGAUUGGUAUGAAAGACAAUGAUAAUUCCAAUGAACUUAAUUCUAUUGUCUUUAUUCUUACAAACGAAACAGGAGAAAUCAAGAAACGAACAGCUGCAGAAAACGCGAAACAACGAAGUGAAAAACUUCUUUACCAUAUUCUUCCAAAAGACAUUGUUGUUCGCUUAAACCGAGGUGAGAAAGACAUUUCAUUCACAAUCCCUCAAGCUACAAUUUUCUUCAUCGACAUUGUCAAGUUCUCAGUUUAUUCAUCAUCACUUACUCCAGGGGAAAUCAUGAGUAAUCUAAGUUAA
Molecule: messenger RNA, 453 nt
Organism: Trichomonas vaginalis G3
Lineage: Eukaryota; Parabasalia; Trichomonadida; Trichomonadidae
Product: guanylate cyclase protein
Exons: 1
Coding region: 1-453 (150 amino acids)
Biological process (GO): cGMP biosynthetic process; receptor guanylyl cyclase signaling pathway
Molecular function (GO): guanylate cyclase activity; peptide receptor activity
Source: RefSeq, a predicted model, not a curated record